Hippopotamus amphibius kiboko is the source of this 1160-nucleotide messenger RNA. Its product is annotated as L-lactate dehydrogenase A chain-like. Gene Ontology annotation, cellular component: cytoplasm. The record is from RefSeq and is a predicted model, not a curated record. Lineage: Eukaryota; Metazoa; Chordata; Mammalia; Artiodactyla; Hippopotamidae. Gene Ontology annotation, molecular function: L-lactate dehydrogenase (NAD+) activity. Gene Ontology annotation, biological process: carboxylic acid metabolic process.
GCCAAGUCCGGAUCUAACGCUGCGCUCCGCCGAUCCCCGCCCGCCCGACGUGCACUCCCGAUUCCUUUAGGUUCUAAGUCCAAUAUGGCAACUCUCAAAGAUCAUCUGAUUCAGAAUCUUCUUAAGGAAGAACAUGUCCCCCAGAAUAAGAUUACAGUGGUUGGGGUUGGUGCUGUUGGCAUGGCCUGUGCCAUCAGUAUCUUAAUGAAGGACUUGGCAGAUGCAAUUGCUCUUGUUGAUGUCAUGGAGGACAAACUGAAGGGAGAGAUGAUGGAUCUCCAACACGGCAGCCUUUUCCUUAGAACACCAAAAAUUGUCUCAGGCAAAGACUAUAAUGUGACGGCAAACUCCAGGCUGGUUAUUGUCACAGCCGGGGCAUGUCAGCAAGAGGGAGAAAGCCGUCUUAAUUUGGUCCAGGGUAACGUGAACAUCUUUAAAUUCAUCAUUCCUAAUAUUGUAAAAUACAGCCCAAACUGCAAGUUGCUUGUUGUUUCCAAUCCAGUGUAUAUCUUGACCUAUGUGGCUUGGAAGAUAAGUGGCUUUCCCCAAAACUGUGUUAUUGGAAGUGGUUGCAAUCUGGAUUCAGCCCAGUUCUGUUACCUCAUGGGGGAAAGGCUGGGAGUUCACUCAUUAAGCUGUCAUGGGUGGAUCCCUGGGGAGCAUGGAGACUCUAGUGUUCCUGUAUGGAGUGGAGUGAAUGUUGCUGGUGUCUCCCUGAAGACUCUGCACCCCGAAUUAGGCACUGAUGCAGAUAAGGAACACUGGAAAGCGGUUCACAAACAGGUGGUUGACAGUGCUUAUGAGGUGAUCAAACUGAAAGGCUACAAAUCCUGGGCCAUUGGACUAUCUAUGGCAGAUUUGGCAGAAAGUAUAAUGAAGAAUCUUAGGCGGGUGCAUCCGAUUUCCACCAUGAUUAAGGGUCUCUAUGGAAUAAAAGAGGAUGUCUUCCUUAGUGUUCCUUGCAUCUUGGGACAGAAUGGAAUCUCAGAUGUUGUGAAAGUGACGACUCCUGAGGAAGAGGCCUGUUUGAAGAAGAGUGCAGAUACACUUUGGGGGAUCCAGAAAGAGCUGCAGUUUUAAAGUCUAAAAUACCACUUCACUGUCUAGGCUGCAACAGGAUUUUAGUUGGAGGUUGUGCAUAUUGACCUUUAUAUCUGAUC